This is a messenger RNA of Prunus armeniaca (apricot), 2019 nucleotides long. The record is from the annotation of a GenBank genome assembly. NCBI's taxonomy places the organism in Eukaryota, Viridiplantae, Streptophyta, Magnoliopsida, Rosales, Rosaceae.
AUGGCGGAAGUGAAGCGGUGGAGCAUUACCUACACCAAGCACAUGAAGCAGAAGCGCAAGGUUUACCAGGACGGUUUCUUAGAGCUCAACACCUCCGUUAAUAAGGUGUUGCUGUACGACGAUUGUGAGAAGCUCUUGGAGUGCAGGCUCUUGAAGAAAGACGAAGAAGUUAGCUCCGGCGAAACACUCACAUUCAAUGCUUUUCUUGUUGACGUGAACGAAGCUGAUUCAGCCGAAGGAGAUCGCAAGCCUGUACCUGGUUUUAAUUCUCAAGCAAAAGAUACGAAAUUUAAUGAGAAACGCGCAAAGCCGUUUGUGAAUACAAGGAAUAAGCCGCAGCCAAAUUUGAGCCCGUCGCAAAAGAUAAUUAGAGAGUUUAAGAAUAGGGAACUGCACAAGUAUGGUGCAGCACAAAGUAGUCCAGAAACGAUGAAAACUAGCAAAACAGUUUCUGGGUCUUAUGGAAAGCAGGUUGACUUAUCCUACUACCCAUCUGUUCUUAUUUGCAAUCUCAAGUUUUCCUAUAAAUCCGUAGGCCACUCCUCACUUAUGGAAAUAAUACUGUUGGAUGAAAGCAGGAAUCUCUUAGAUAGCAGGUUCCUUAAGAAAGAUGAAGUCCUAGCAUCCGGUGAAUCAAUAGGAUUUAGUGCUCAUUUAGUUGAAAUUGGAGAAUGUGAAGGAGAUAAUAAACCCGGGAAAAAUUUGCAUUUCAAAGAAAAUAAACGUAAUGUUGUUAGAGAGGCAGGAGUAAAGCAUGAACAAAGUAAUGGUGUUAUCACUGAUAAAGCUGCUGAGAAAGAAUGGAAGGUCCUGUACACUACACAAUUAACCCAAAAGGCCAAAAAGUACCAUGAUGGCUUCUUAAAACUAGCAAUGUGUGGCUCCCAAAGGAGGCAGGCCAUGCUGUUUGAUGCGACUAAGAAACUCAUAGAUAGCAAGUUCCUCAAAAAAGAUGAAGAUAUAAGAUCUGGUGAAUCAUUUACAUUUGAUGCUCAUUUGGUUGACAUUGGAGAACCUGAAGGAAACCAUGAAGCUUUGGUAGAUUUGAAAUUUCGAGGAAAAGACGAUUGCUAUGUCCAGGAAACAAGGAAAUUAGGUGGUGGAGAUGAUUGUGUUAUAGUCAAUAAUUUUGAAGUAAAAGAGUGGCAUGCUCUAUACACCACUCAGAUUACUCAAAAGGCCAAGAAGUACCAUGGUGGCAUUCUCAGACUUGACUUUUCUGGUUCUUACCGUAAGAAGGUUGUUUACAUUUAUCUUGAGCUCCAUGUUAGUUUACUUAGUGAAGACAAAACCAUGCUGAGCAGUAAGUAUAUCAGUUUGUCAGAAGAUAUAAGAACAGGAUGCAUGUUUGAGCUGCCAAAAUAUUUGGUGGAGGUUGGUAGACUAUAUACAAGUUCUGGAGGUGAAGGAAAACCUCACAACAAAGAUUAUUUGAGGAAAGCUUCAGAGUCAAAUCUUAGCAUCUCUAGUGUAGAGGAAACGAGAUCAAGCAGGGCAGUCCAUACAAACAAGCCUUUACGUGAUGCCAAUCAGAUUUUGUCCAUUCUCCAAAGACCUAUGGCUCAGGAGAGGAUAGUUUCAGGCCAUGCUGAUAACAGCACAGCAAGACCAAUUGCCUCCACUAAGGAGUCUCGAGUUUCAGAUGCUAUAAUAGUGAAUUUCUCUGAAGAUGCUCGACCAUCACAACCACAUAGAUCAGUUGAAAGUAUAGAGCAAAGUGAAAAUAUGGACAUUGGAAACCCCCCUGAUCCUAUGUCUUUCAAAGGCAAGUCUUAUCAGAACUCAAUAUCCAGUGGUAGUGGCAGUCAAGUAGCUGAUGGAAUCAACAUGAGAAACUCCGACCAGUUUUGUCCAGGACAUGUGAAAGUUGACACCAGACAGCAUGACACAGCAUAUACUUCCGACAAAUCGAGUUUGAGUUCUUGCGUUUCUCAUGAUGCUGCGGAUGAGAAAAGUAGUUCUGAGGAGCCUACUUGUGAGCAAAUUGAAGAAUGCCCUAGUUUUGAUCUUGGAUUUUAA